AUGGCCAAUCAAUUCUACGGCGCCGCCUUCAUUUACCCUGUCUACCUGCUCCACUACACGAUCGCCAACAAUUCCAAAACACUGACCCCCCCGCGGAAUAAUCCACGUAUGACUAUCGCACUGCUCAUCAGUGCCGUCACCUGCGUGAUCAUGCCCUUCACCUUCCUGUUUCCCGCCUUUGUUCGGUGCAGCGUUGCGCGACGCCAGCGCGCCAUUGCGCUUUACCGGUUUGCACCGCUCGUGCUGGCCUUGGUCCAGUGGGGCGGGGAGCAGCUGCCGCUGGAGCAGCUCGUCGCGUCCCCCAUGUCCGAAUCGGUACCGUAUGUCGUGGUUGGGGUCGCCGCAGCAGUGGGGCAUCUGUAUGCGCUGCUGGGCGCCGCGGCACUCGGGACAGUCCGACAGGUGUACCUGCCCAGUCCGGCACCCCCUACAUCGCCUGUCGCCGUGCUCCCCAAGGCCGCUCGCGAAUUCCUUCAGUACGACGUACAUGUUCUCGUCGCCGCAUUUCUACCCUUCGCUUACCACCUGCUGGCACCGGUGGUAUCCAUUUAG
Molecule: messenger RNA, 552 nt
Organism: Aspergillus tanneri
Lineage: Eukaryota; Fungi; Ascomycota; Eurotiomycetes; Eurotiales; Aspergillaceae
Exons: 1
Coding region: 1-552 (183 amino acids)
Source: RefSeq, a predicted model, not a curated record